AUGUUCGUUCGUGAACGCACCCCGCUCCCUUGUGGGCCAGCCUUCGCUGGACUCCGCCAUUCUCCUAUCAACAUCGGCCUCGCCGCCGGCGUCGUCGCUCUUCAACAGUCCCCCUUCGGCGGUCGCACCGCUGUGGCUUUGGCGACGUCGGGCUUAGUCGGUGGUGCUACUCUCGCCUACUUCGUCCAAGCCCACUUCAACCGUCGCGUCCUCGCCGCUCCUGUGAACAUCACCUCUAGCAAUUUGUACCAUACCGCCAUUGUUCAUCCCUCCUGCCCUCUCGGUUCCUCGUCGUUUGGCUCGGGCGAUGCCCUCGGUAACCUCAUCUGCCCAGCUCCGUUCGACUAUGGGGAGCCUGGCCCGGCAUGCGACUCGCUCUCCCAGAUGAAUGCCUUGGAGCUCGACAACUGGUUCAGCACGGCGAUUUCCUCUUGCGAAGUUGGUGAUGCUCCUGGAACCGACCUUAUGGUCUUGCCUUUGGUACCACCUACCCCGCCCUUGCGCAGCGGCUGCACCGAUGUUGGAAAGCAUAUUCCGGGGGAUAUGAUCGUCUACGGCACAGUUGAACGUAGCCUUUCUAUUUAUCAUGGUGCUACGUGCCCAGUCACGUGGAUUGGCGGCAACAAAGAUUUCUCUUCCAUCCAUGACGUCCAGGAGGUUUCUCGAGUUUCAGAGGAUCUCUCUUCCGUCCACAGUGUCCAGAAGGUUUCUCAACCACCUUCAUCCUCUUCGGUCCAGUGUUCGACUCUCGAAGACCUUAAUCUCGAGUCGAUCAUCGUCGGUCUCACCUUGCUCUCUGGCCUGCACAAACGCCGUGGUAUCCCUCUCCGGACACCCGCUGUCAACGAGCAUGUUCCUAUCAAAUCAAUCUCCGCUGUUUCUGUCCCGUCGCCUCGGAACUCUCGCCUCGUCCCAACUAUGAUGGACUUCCAACUCGCCGCUAGCGCUCUUGUCGCUGCCGGCAACCCAGAACCGUCCGAUCGCACUCUGAUGAUCGCCCAACAUAUCCGAGGAGUCUUCAACUGCCUCUGUGUCGUCUUCGCCCUAUAUUUGAUCAUGAUCUGUAUCUUCAAGGCCUCUGUCAACACUAAGUUUAAAGUUUCCUUCAAUUUCACUAAAAGGGAUGUUCGAACACUCCCUGUCGCCUUGUCUUCCGCGUCUGUACCCGCCAACGAGGAGAGUGACGAGAGCGACGAUUUCUUUUCCCUUCCGUCCACACCAAGGCAUCUCGAUGUCGCAUCUGCUGAAGCCACCCAAAUCACCCCUGUCGAGGACCAAAACGUGUCCUCAUUCGUCGACACCCCAUCAGUGGUGCCCAAAUCUGAGCAGGAGGCGGCUGCGCUCGUCGUGGAGCCGGUGUCUGAAGAGGCUCACCUCUCAAACAACGACGAUGUUGAGGAAAAGGUGAACGAAGAAAUCAUCUCUUCUGUCGAACUCGAGCCAAUUCUGGAUGAGGAUCCUUCCUCAACCGUCUCUGGCGGGCUCGACCCCAAGGCUUCUCCUUUCGUCCCUACCAUCCUCAGACUAUCUGCUGCAUCGACCUCUGCUGCUCUUGAAACUGUCGACGACGACGCUCCUCUUUCUCCUUCUGCCAUCCUCACCCAUGUCUCUGCCCGACCUCCUGGUCGCCGUCGCCGAAAGCACCACCGGAAGAACAAGAACAAGGCGGUCGAGAUCACCCUCAAACUGCACUUUCCCGCAUACAACACUCCGGAUCUCCAAGGCGGCAUGUAUGGAUUCAACGACUUCGAUAUUCUCGAUACGCAACCGCGACUACUGCACCAAACCUGUCUGCGCGACGCGACUCUCCCGCUCUCCUCCUCUCUUCCACCCACGCACUCCAACAGCCAGCACACUUCCUCCAAGAGCGUCAGCGUGCUGACGAGCUUGUCUGCGCUCUCCAUCGUCGGGAUCAGGGUGGGGUGUCGCCUGACGAGGUUGGCACCCUGCCCUACCCUCCGCACCACACUCCCAAUUGCGCGUGUCGUUCAGGGCGUUGACGAACGUCUUGCUUCGUGCGCGGGAGUCGUGGUGUUCGGUGUGCAGGUCGGGGUUGGCGGGCUGACGAGCUUUGCUGCCUUUGAUCUGUGCAUCGACGACGAUGGCCUCCGGUAA
Cyclocybe aegerita is the source of this 2115-nucleotide messenger RNA. Lineage: Eukaryota; Fungi; Basidiomycota; Agaricomycetes; Agaricales; Hemipholiotaceae. The record is from the annotation of a GenBank genome assembly.